Molecule: messenger RNA, 1582 nt
Organism: Aspergillus aculeatus ATCC 16872
Lineage: Eukaryota; Fungi; Ascomycota; Eurotiomycetes; Eurotiales; Aspergillaceae
Product: putative C2H2 finger domain protein
Exons: 3
Coding region: 31-1359 (442 amino acids)
Biological process (GO): ribosomal large subunit biogenesis
Cellular component (GO): preribosome, large subunit precursor
Molecular function (GO): nucleic acid binding; zinc ion binding
Source: RefSeq, a predicted model, not a curated record
GAGCGCCACUCUUUGUCACUUUGAAUAAAAAUGGCAUCCCUUCCAUACACCUGCAACACCUGUCUUAUUGCGUUUCGCGGCAGCGAUGCGCAGCGGGACCACAUGCGCCGAGACUGGCACUUGUAUAACAUGAAGCGUCGCAUUGCAUCUCUGCCUCCCGUGUCUCAGGAAACUUUCAACGAGAAGGUUCUUGCCGCCAAAGCGACCACCACUGCCGCCGCCGCCAAGGCCGCCUUUGAAACGACCUGCGUCGCCUGCCAGAAGACUUUCUACAGCGAAAACUCAUAUCAAAACCAUAUCAAGAGCUCCAAGCACAAGGCCCGCGAAGCACGUAUGAAACGCGAACAUGCCGACGAUGCCUCGUCAGUCAUGAGCUCUACUUUCUCCUUGGGCGAGCCUAUCAAUAAGCCCCAGCGCGUCGGUGAGGCAGAGGUGUCUAAGGUGGCCGAUACUCUGAAGGAGGCCACCAUUGAAGAGGAAAAUGAAGAGGGUGAAGAUGAAGAGAUGUCCGAUGAUUCUUUCUCGUCUGCCCGUUGCUUGUUCUGCCCCAACACGGCAGCCGAUAUCCAGGAGAACACUGAGCACAUGCUCAAAGCCCACGGCAUGUUCAUCCCGGAGAAGGAGUAUCUGGCCGACUUGGAAGGUCUCCUCAACUACCUCUACCGCAAGAUUAAUGAGAACAGCGAAUGCACUUACUGUCAUGUUAUCAAGAAUAGCCCCGCCGCUAUCCGCACUCACAUGAAAGACAAGGGCCACUGCAUGAUUGCUUUCGAGUCCGAGGAUGAGCAGAUUGAGAUCGGCCAGUACUAUGAUUUCCGCAGCACUUACUCCGAUGAUGAGGGUGAUUGGGAGUCCACAAAUAGCGAGACGCCCGAGGAAGGAGGAGUUAAGAUUCAGGGCGAGGAUGAGGGCUGGGAGACUGAGACCUCCGCGUCAUCCGUCGAUGAAGAUGAGCUGGACAACCGCAAGAGCGCACCCGUGGUCUACGCCACUGAUUAUGAACUCCACCUUCCUUCUGGGAAGAGCGUUGGCCACCGCUCCCUUGCCAAGUACUAUCGCCAGAACCUCCACAACUACCCCUCUGCCGAUGAGCGUGCGGCCCAUCAACUCGCCAUCGAGAACGGCGAGGCUAUGGAUGUGGAUGAGAAACCUCGCGGUCGUAACCUCAACCGAGCCCUCAUCACCCGUGCCAACGGCGGUACGGGAAUGAUCGGUGUUUCAGACACCCAGAAACGCCUUGUUGUGGAAAGCGAGCGUAAGGAGCGCACUCGGGCUAUUCGACAAGAGAUGCGGCACAUGGCUCGGGUCAACCGCGCAGGCAACAACCAAAAACACUUCCGCGAUCCUCUCCUGCAAUAAACUCAUGCAUAUGUUCUAUCUGCAUCAUUUGAUGAGUACAUGAUUUGGUUGAGGUCGUUUGUUUCCGUUGCCUCUUGGGUUUCUGCACUAAAUUUCGAGCAUUACACUUUGGAGUUGUGGUAGGGUACAUCUUUGUACAUACUUUAGUAUGGCAAAAGUUUAGAUCAAACAAUCACAACGAUCUACAUGUCCGGUUGGCUAUUCUACCGGUGAUAUCAAUCGG